UUUGGCGUUCGACCAUGGAGCUGAGAGGUUGUUUGUUUGUCUGUUUGUUGCUUUGCCUCUCUUAUAUCGUUACCGGCCAAGUAAGCAUGACAUGCCGUCCGAACGAGCGGUUCCUGUCUUGCGGAAGCUGCCAGCGUACUUGCCGUAACCCAGUCCCUGACUGCAUUAGCAUCUGCAGAACUGGUUGCUACUGCCCCGAAGACCAAGUCAGGAAUGACACUGGACAUUGUGUCAAGCUUUCAGAGUGUCCUCCAAUUUCUCCACACAAGCUUUACACCUCCGAGCCUCAUUUCACCGAAACAGAAUGUCCAGAAAACGAAGAAUACCGAAUCUGCGAACCCUGCAAUCGAACUUGCGAUAACCCAAACCCAAUUUGCCCAGCGCAAUGUGGAAGGGGAUGUUUCUGCAAAGAGGAUUUGUUCAGGAACAGGGAUGGGCGAUGCGUUUCGUUCAGUAAAUGUAAUCGAAAGAGCGAGAGUUCAAACUUCAUUAAACCAGCCUACGAGCUAACCUGCGGCCCACAUCAGGUCUACAAUAGCUGUCGUCUCUGCGAGAGCACUUGCAGCAGCGCCACACCUGUCUGCCGUACCUCCUGCGUGGCUGGAUGCUUCUGCGAACCUGGAUACCUCAAAAGUCCCAGCGGAGAGUGUGUUUUAUUAAAGAACUGUCCUAGAGCGGAAAUAACCCUAGGCGGAAUUCAGGAGCCCAGCAUUGAAGACUGUUCCUCUGAUGAGAUCUACCUGUCGUGUGGAUGGUGCGAACCAAGCUGCUGGGAACCCAGACCAGAGUGCCCGCUUGGAAUCUGUACUAGGGGCUGUCUGUGUAGGCCGCCGUUGCUGAGGCAUCAUAGCGGACAUUGCGUGGAGGAGAAGGAUUGCGCGCCUCAAAAGUGCUCCGACCCCGAUGAGGAGUUUGUCUGCAGAUACGGCUGCGAAGCUCGAUGUGGCUCCAUGAAGUGCAACAUUAGGCCUCGACGGUGCGUCCUGGGCUGCCACUGCAAGCUCGGUUUACUACGUGACGUCUCUGGCAAGUGUGUUACCGCCGAACAGUGUAAAGAUACAUUGCAAAACAACGUCACUAAUGUCACACAUACCCCGGAAGUAUCGUUCCUACCAAACGGCAAAAAGAGGCAAAGAGAUAAAUUUAUUUUUGACUAUGAUUCAACGUCAACUGAAGACUCAGCAGAAAUAAUUAUGCUUUCCGACAAGUCUACUAAUACUAAUAAUUUGUUAAAGAAUAUGAAUACUGAACAGUCACUACCAAAUGGACGUCUAGGGGUUUUUCCACCAGUUUUCGAAAAAACAUCCGACUCUAAAAGGUAUUUCGAAGAAAUCUCAUAUACCUAUAGCAGAUUUAUCACAACACCCAAGCCACUCUUUGAAGCACACACGGUCAAUAGUAAUAAAGUAAUAAAGUCCAUGAACCCCGAUCUCAACUAUAACGCAACAAGUAACAUGUAUAAAACUACCUUAGAUAUUUCGAGAACAACCGAUGAAAUGACUUUAACAAAUAAUACUUUGAACUUACCUUUAUAUCCAAUACUCAGCCAAGCUAAAAUUGAUUUCCUUGACAAAACUACUGUAAAGAUCGAGAGUGAAACAAAUUUUAAAAUUCAAAACAAUGUCACUGAUGCUACAAACGUGAACACUGAAGAACAAGAUAAGAAAACUACAGCAAAUCCUAGUACUACAAACACACCCACUUCAUCGUCUAAAACAUUCCCUGUAAACAAUAAAAUGUAUCUAAAUGAGAAUAAUGACAUUAAUCCUUCAAGAGUACCAGUGAACCUCAAACAAUAUAAACCUGACAAGGACGUACUUUCAAGGGCUGUAAAAUACUACAAAGAUUUUACAGCCAGCACUCCGUCGCCGUACCUAGACAUGAAUGUAAUAAGAGUACCGCUAUCAUAUAAAAUUGAAGACAAUUUACACGUUCUUUUCUCGAAUAAUCAUAAAGAUCAGGAUAAACGUUCAACAUUGAUUAAAGAAACAAGUCCUACAUUUACUUCAUUUAUGGAAUUUCCUUUUUCAUCUAAACCUCCAAAAGAUAUGCAACAUGUGAAGCCUUCGCCUGCAAAUAGCAACCUAUUUGGCCUGGCUAAUAAUCCGUUCAUGAAGAAUAGAGACACAAAGUCUACGAGAGAAGAAAACAUGCAAGAUACUAUAGUCAGCAAUAUCUUACAUGCAAUGCGGAAAAUAUUGCCAACGCCUGUGAAUUUGACUAUUCUUAAUUUUUCGAAGUAA
Molecule: messenger RNA, 2243 nt
Organism: Hyposmocoma kahamanoa
Lineage: Eukaryota; Metazoa; Arthropoda; Insecta; Lepidoptera; Cosmopterigidae
Exons: 6
Coding region: 15-2243 (742 amino acids)
Source: RefSeq, a predicted model, not a curated record